UUCAGCUUCUGGAAGCAUCCAUCAUGUUCGCCCACGGCGGCCACCAGCCUCCGCCGCACGACCAGACGCUGUUCAAGAUCUUCUGCCGCGCCGACGAGGGCUACUGCGUCACCGUGCGCCGCGACGCCGUCGUGCUCGCGCCCACCAACCCCCGCGACGAGUUCCAGCACUGGUACAAGGACAUGAGGCACAGCACCAAGGUGAAGGACGAGGAGGGCCACCCGGCGUUCGCGCUCGUCAACAAGGCCACCGGCCUCGCCAUCAAGCACUCGCUCGGCCAGUCGCAUCCCGUGAAGCUGGUGCCCUACAACCCGGACUACCAGGACGAGUCCGUGCUGUGGACGGAGAGCAAGGACGUCGGCAAGGGCUUCCGCUGCAUCCGCAUGGUCAACAACAUCUACCUCAACUUCGACGCCUUCCACGGCGACAAGGACCACGGCGGCGUCCGCGACGGCACCACCGUCGUGCUCUGGGAGUGGUGCAAGGGCCACAACCAGAGCUGGAAGAUCCUGCCCUGGGGCGACGAGGCCUACGCGCCGCCGCAGCAACCGGCGUACGGCUACCCGGGAGGCAGCCAGCCGGGGGCAUACCCGCCGCCGCCCGCCCACCAGGAGCCCGGCUACGGGUACGGGUACCGUCCCCCGCCGGGCGGCCCUGGGGGCUACGCGCCGCCUCCGCCGCACCACCACCAGGAGCCUGGCUACGGCGGCUACCGCCCCCCGCCGCCGAGCAACGCCCCGGGGUACAGCAACCUGCCCCGUGCGCUGGCGUCAGAGGCCACGGUGCGCGUCUACUGCAAGGCCGACGAGGGGUACAGCCUGACGGUGAGGAACGGGACCGUGUGCCUUGCGCCAACCAACCCAAGGGAUGACUUCCAGUACUGGGUGAAGGACAUGAGGCACAGCGCUAGCAUCAAGGACGAGGAAGGCUACCCGGCCUUCGCGCUGGUGAACAAGGUGACCGGCGAAGCCAUCAAGCACUCCCUGGGGCAGAGCCACCCGGUGAAGCUGGUGCCCUACAACUACAACCCUGAGGAGGAGGACGCGUCGGUGCUGUGGACGGAGAGCCGCGACGUGGGCAAUGGCUUCCGCUGCAUCCGCAUGGUGAACAACAUCUACCUCAACUUGGACGCCUUCCAUGGCGACAAGGCCCACGGCGGCGUCCGCGACGGCACCACCGUCGUGCUCUGGGAGUGGGCCAAGGGAGACAACCAGCGCUGGAAGAUCGUGCCAUGGUAUGGUGACCCAACCCCUCAUGCAGCUGACCGGCGGGAAGAUUCUUAUCAGCGCCUCUCCUCGCACCCAACCAUCACCUCUCGAGCUCAUCACAGCAGCACAUCGCACAGCGCACUCUCUCUCCAGUCCCCCCCCCCCCCCCCUGCGGGCACGAAGAGAUCGAACAUGUCGUGGUUCGGGCACCACCACCACAACCAGCCGGCUCCCCCGGCGUCGGGCCCCAACCAGGUGUUCAAGAUCUUCUGCCGCGCCAAUGAGAACUACUGCCUCGCCGUCCGCGACGGCGCCGUCGUGCUCGCCCCGGCCAACCCCAAGGACGUCCACCAGCACUGGUACAAGGACAUGCGCUUCAGCACCAGGGUCAAGGACCAGGAGGGCAUGCCGGCCUUCGCGCUCGUCAACAAGGCCACCGGACUCGCCAUCAAGCACUCGCUCGGCCAGUCCCACCCGGUGAAGCUGGCGCCGUUCAACCCUGAGGAGGAGGAGGCGUCGGUGCUGUGGACGGAGAGCAAGGACGUCGGCAAGGGCUUCCGCUGCAUCCGCAUGGUGAACAACACCCGCCUCGGCUUCGACGCCUUCCACGGCGACAAGGACCACGGCGGCGUGCACGACGGCACCACCGUCGUGCUCUGGGAGUUUUGCAAGGGCGAGAACCAGAGCUGGAAGAUCCUGCCCUGGGGCCCCGAGGCGGACUCCCCCGCGGCGGGGCCCGGCAACGCGUCCUUGGGCGGCGUCCCCGUGCACACCGUGCGCGUCUUCUGCAAGGCCGGCGAGGCCGACUACAGCCUGACGGCGCGCAACGGCACCGCGUGCCUGGCGCCCAGCAACCCCCAUGACGAGUACCAGCACUGGAUCAAGGACAUGAGGCACGGCAACCGGGUGAGGGACGAGGAGGGGUACCCGGCCUUCGCGCUCGUCAACAAGGUCACCGGCGAGGCCAUCAAGCACUCCGCCGGCCAGGGCCACCCGGUGAAGCUGGUGCCCUACAACCCGGACUACCAGGACGAGUCCGUGCUGUGGACGGAGAGCCGCGACGUCGGCAACGGCUUCCGCUGCGUGCGCAUGGUGAACAACAUCUACCUCAACUUCGACGCGUUCCACGGCGACAAGGCACACGGCGGCGUCCACGACGGCACCGAGAUCGUGCUCUGGAAGUGGUGCGAGGGCGACAACCAGCGCUGGAAGAUCCUCCCCUGGUAGAUGGUGACGGAGGAACUUUCUGGAUUGAAAGGAGCUGCUACCUUACCUGCCUAAUAAGAACAGAAGAGAUUUCUGCAAUAAAACCGUGUGCCAUGUUUCAGAGUGGUAUUUGCGUCAGACCGUCAGUCACGGUGUGACUAGCUAGUGGCCUGUCCCUUUUGUGAGCCUGGUCUUACCAUGUGAGGAGUAGUAGGCAGGGCAUUGUGAUGUAGUAAUCCUUGUGGCUACCCUUCUUUCGAUUUCCGGCGCCUGCACUCCGAACUAUGUAUCGUCGUCUCAUUUGUCAUCUGUUCAUCUACUUUCUUCUACUGAAUGGAUGAUCUCGCUUUGCUUACA
Molecule: messenger RNA, 2771 nt
Organism: Panicum hallii
Lineage: Eukaryota; Viridiplantae; Streptophyta; Magnoliopsida; Poales; Poaceae
Exons: 9
Coding region: 24-2435 (803 amino acids)
Source: RefSeq, a predicted model, not a curated record